Megalops cyprinoides (Indo-Pacific tarpon) is the source of this 1996-nucleotide messenger RNA. It is a transcript of the gene angptl4, whose product is annotated as angiopoietin-like 4. The record is from RefSeq and is a predicted model, not a curated record. The transcript is spliced from 7 exons. Gene Ontology annotation, molecular function: enzyme inhibitor activity. Lineage: Eukaryota; Metazoa; Chordata; Actinopteri; Elopiformes; Megalopidae. The coding region runs from base 71 to 1456 and encodes 461 amino acids. Gene Ontology annotation, biological process: triglyceride homeostasis.
UAGCGCUUACAGAACUGAGACUGCUCUCACACUCACAGGAGAACCAAAGAGGACAAGCAAACAAAGAGAGAUGAAGAUGACCACGCUGACAUACCUGCUACUCUGCGCGGCCGUUCUGGCCGCCACGGCGACCGGCUUCCCGUUCGAGAGGAAGGGGGCCGCGGGGAAGGAGAAGAGGGUGCAGUACGCCUCCUGGGACGAUGUGAACGUGAUCGCCCAUGGGCUGCUGCAGCUGGGCCAGGGGCUGAAGGAGCACGUGGACAAGACCAAGGGCCAGAUGCGGGACAUCACCGCCAAGCUGAAGUCCUUCAAUGGCACGGUGGCGGAGCUGGGCCGGCAGACGCAGCAGCUGCAGGAGGACAGCGAGACGCUGAGGGCCAGGGCACGGGGCCUGGAGGAGAGGGAGGGCCAGGUGCUGAACGUGUCGGCCGAGCUGCGGGAGCGGGCGGAGGAGUUGCAGCGGGAGAGGCAGAGCGUGAGCGACAGGAUGAGCAGGCUGGAGGAGAAGGUGGACGGCAUGCUGCAGGGGGAGGGAAUGGAGGUCGCCAACGGCAACUACAGCGAUGCACGCAUCAUCCAGUGGAUGCUGGAAGCGCAGAGCCGGCGUAUUGAUGAGCUGGUGGAAAGAAUCCGCCAACAGCAAGAUAAACUGGACAAGCAGAAUGUGCGCAUUCGGACCCUCCAGAACCAGAUCCAGCAGAGGAAAGAAAGGUCGUUUCUCAGACGCAAGGUGGACGAAGCCGCGCUCAACAGCAGUACUGAACAGAGCGAUACACCCAUGGAGGUGGCCACAGACUGUCACGAGCUGUACCUGAGGGGAGAGACCAGCAGUGGGGUCUACACCGUCCAGCCUGUCGGCUCCCAGCCCUUUGAGGUCUUCUGUGAAAUGACAACAGAAGGUGGCUGGACCAUCAUUCAGAGGCGCCAGGACGGCUCGGUAGAUUUCGACCAGCUGUGGCAGGCCUACCAGAACGGCUUCGGCAAUCUGAACGGCGAGUUCUGGCUGGGUCUGGAGAAGAUCCGCUCUCUGACAAAGGACGGAGACUACGUCCUGCAGGUCCAGCUCUCCGACUGGAAAGAGGACACCCAGUCCAUCCGCUACUCCUUCCGAUUGGACGGGGAGGAGAACAGCUACGCCCUGCACCUGAAGGAGGCGUCGGCAGGGACCCUGGAGAGUGCCCUGUCCACCGAGCCCUCCGGCCUGCCCUUCUCCACCCUGGACAGGGAUAACGACCAAAAGGCCGACACCAACUGCGCCAAGCUCCUGUCAGGUGGCUGGUGGUUCAGCAACUGCGGCCGCUCCAACCUGAAUGGCAGGUACUUCCUGAACCAGCCGCCCAAGCAGCGGCACCAGAGGAAGCAGGGGGUGUUCUGGAAGACCUGGAGGGGCCGCUACUACCCGCUGAAGACCACGGUGAUGAAGAUCGCUCCCGCUGAGCUGGAGCACACGUCGUAGGAGGGGUGUGCCGGGGCGUGUCUGAACAUUUCCCUCUCUGAGGAGAGGAGCACUGUCAGAGAGCAAGGGGAAGGAGAGAAAAGGUCAAACAAGAACCCUGAGAAAGAGAGGAGGCGUUCAGAAUGACUGCUGGACUCGAGCUGAACUUUCCAAAGCUCCAUUUCACGUCUCCUUUGUCUUUACUAAGGUAAUGCAACAGAGCAAUGCAGAAAUGACCUGUAUAUAUGUGUGAAUAUAACGCAGGAAGGACUGUCCCCCACCCCAUUCCAGUGCCGGAUUGCUGUCACCCCCCCGGAGAGGGGCGCAGGGGUGCGCAGCAGCAGUGUCCCGGAGCAGGGCGUGUUGCUGCAUGCCUCGGAUAUCACUGCCUCUCUGAAUGCUUUCCGCGUGUUCAGACCCAUCCGUCAGGAGCACCGCCUCCAGGCUGCCUGCUGUGCGUACCCAGAGUGACCAAAGAGCCGGGAUCAACACCACGCUCAGAGUCACACAGGGCCUAAACAGCCUGCAGAAGUCCUCUGGAGACAGCAAUCCGAGCCCCCC